Mesitornis unicolor (brown roatelo) is the source of this 927-nucleotide messenger RNA. Its product is annotated as potassium voltage-gated channel subfamily KQT member 4-like. NCBI's taxonomy places the organism in Eukaryota, Metazoa, Chordata, Aves, Mesitornithiformes, Mesitornithidae. Gene Ontology annotation, cellular component: membrane. The transcript is spliced from 8 exons. Gene Ontology annotation, molecular function: voltage-gated potassium channel activity. The record is from RefSeq and is a predicted model, not a curated record. The annotation marks the transcript as partial. Gene Ontology annotation, biological process: transmembrane transport; potassium ion transport.
AUUCCUCCUCGUCUUCAGCUGCCUGGUGCUGUCGGUCUUCUCCACCAUCCAGGAGCACCAGAAAUUGGCCAACCAGUGCCUCUUCAUCCUGGAAUUCGUGAUGAUCGUGGUGUUCGGCAUGGAGUACAUCAUCCGGGUCUGGGCAGCCGGCUGCUGCUGCCGCUACCGGGGUUGGCGGGGACGCUUCCGCUUCGCCAGGAAACCCUUCUGCGUUAUAGAUUUCAUCGUCUUCAUCGCCUCGGUGGCCGUCAUCGCGGCUGGCACCCAGGGCAACAUCUUCGCCACCUCGGCGCUGCGCAGCAUGCGCUUCCUGCAGAUCCUGCGCAUGGUGCGCAUGGACCGGCGCGGCGGCACCUGGAAACUGCUGGGCUCCGUCGUCUACGCCCACAGCAAGGAGCUCAUCACCGCCUGGUACAUCGGCUUCCUGGUGCUCAUCUUCUCCUCCUUCCUGGUCUACCUGGCUGAGAAGGACAGCAAUCUCACCGCCGUCGGCUACGGGGACAAGACGCCGCAGACGUGGCUGGGGCGGAUGCUGGCGGCCGGUUUCGCCCUGCUCGGCAUCUCCUUCUUCGCGCUGCCCGCCGGGAUCCUGGGCUCCGGCUUUGCCCUCAAGGUGCAGGAGCAGCAUCGGCAGAAGCACUUUGAGAAGAGGAGGACUCCAGCAGCAAACCUGAUCCAGGCUGCCUGGCGCCUGUACUCGACGGACGUCAGCCGCCCGUACCUGACAGCCACGUGGUGUUACUACGACAGCCUCCUGCCCUCCUUCAGAGAGCUGGUCCUUAUGUUUGAACAUUUGUACCGCGCCCGCGACGGAGGAUUUAGGAAUUCAGAGGUGAAAAAAUUGCCCGACGGAGCCCCACCACCGCCUUAUCACUCCUUCACCCCCGGCCAGAAAAGCACCAGCCCUGCCGCUUGCCCGGGGGAAAG